GAACAAUGUGUGGUGAUGAGCGGGGGAGAGCAGACACACUACUGAUGAAGAAGAUGGUGACAAAGGAUCACUGGGAAUUCCUGGAAGAAUGGGCAUAAAGGGCCAGUCUGGUGAGAAGGGUGCACCAGGGGAGCCGGGCAUGUCCAUCAUCGGGCCGCGCGGACCUCCUGGCCAGCCAGGAUCGAGAGGAUUCCCUGGAUUCCCGGGCCCAAUUGGUAUGGAUGGAAAACCGGGUCUGACAGGUCUGAAAGGUGACAUGGGUACAAAGGGACUUAAAGGAGAUUAUGGUGACCCUGGCCUCAAAGGUGAAAAGGGUGUGUGUGGAGACUAUGCUCACAGGCUAUUACCUAUCCUGAACACUGUGCGCACGCUGUCUCCACUGACGCCUGUAAUCAGAAAGCGGUACCAGGGUGAGCAGGGGCAGGCUGGGAUUCAAGGACCCCCUGGACCCCCAGGCCCCCCUGGGCCCCUAGGGGCCACAGGACCAUCAGGGCCCAGCGGAACUCCGGGGAAGCCUGGUGAAACUGGGAAGCCAGGGAAAGAUGGCAAGGGUGAACCAGGAAUUCCAGGCUUACCUGGGAGAAAGGGAGAUGGUGGUGAGCCAGGCCCCCCUGGACCUGCAGGCCCACAGGGCUCAAAGGGAGACAGAGGCUUCAAGGGAGUGGAAGGGAAAACAGGCCAGCAAGGAGAGAGAGGAGAAAAGGGAGAGCGGGGAAUGCCUGGAAUGCCAGGGAAACCAGGAGUGAAGGGGGAGCCGGGUUUGCGGGGCCCUCCAGCACAAAAGGGAGACCCUGGAAAACCAGGAGAGGCUGGCAUCCCCGGUAUUCCUGGGAAGAGAGGUUAUAGGGGGGAUAAAGGGAGUCCUGGAGAGCCUGGAUUGCCUGGUUUCCCUGGAACGAAGGGCGAGAAGGGCGAGCCGAGCACUGCAGCCAAUGGAAUCAAAGGAGAGCCAGGCGUGCCAGGGAUGCAGGGGGAGAAAGGAGACAAGGGCUUAAAGGGUGACCCUGGAGUUCCUGGACCAGAAGGACCAUCUGGACCAAGAGGUCCACCCGGUCCAGCAGGGGAACCUGGAAAGACAGAGAUGCUCGACUACAACAGCAAUGUGGAUGAGAAGCUGCAGGAAAUAAGGACACUAGCUUUGCUGGGUCCCCCUGGGCUACCAGGGCCCCCCGGCCCCUCAGGAACACCAGGAAUGAAGGGUUCAUCUGGUCUACCAGGGCCCCCCGGCCCCUCAGGAACACCAGGAAUGAAGGGCGAAAUGGGGUUACCUGGUGCACCAGGUCUUGAUGGGGAGAAGGGCCCCCGAGGGAAAGCAGGUGAGCAGGGUCCCCCUGGCCCCGAGGGCCCCAAAGGCAGGGAUGGUUUAACCGGACAGACCGGGGAGCCAGGAAUCAUGGGCUUCACUGGGCCGAAAGGAGACAAGGGAGACGUCGGUCCAGCUGGUUCUCCGGUUAGUGGCCCCCCAGGUCCCCCAGGAGCAGAGGGACCAGCCGGCCCCCUGGGACCUCCAGGACUUUCAGGGUCAAAGGGUGAGGCAGGAAGAGAUGGCCGGAAGGGUGACAAGGGGGAUCUGGGAGAGAAGGGAGAGAAAGGAGACAGAGGCCCUCUGGGAUUGCCCGGUGCUCAUGGUUUAGACGGCAGGCCUGGCCCAGCGGGAGUUAUGGGACCAAUGGGUGCACCAGGGCCAGCAGGACCAAAAGGAGAGGGGGGAGACAAGGGAGACCCUGGAUCUGCAGGACCAGCCGGGACCCCAGGAAUCCCUGGUUUAGUAGGACCACCGGGAGAGAAAGGAAACCGGGGGGAGAGGGGAAAGAGAGGCAACAGGGGGAACAAAGGGGAUAAGGGAGACCAAGGAGCACCUGGAUUGGAUGCACCAUGUCCUCUGGGUGAAGAUGGCUUGCCGGUGCAGGGAUGUUGGAAUAAAUGAUGAAUUUAACCCUGGAAUGGCAUGUGUGAUUGUACAGAGAAUAUUUAUUUUUUUACUUUUCUUUUAUUUGAUUUUUUUGUGCUUGCUCUCUAUGUUUUAUGGCAGAAGAAGAAACCAAACAAACAAUUGUAGUAUUUUAAUAUGGGCCUAUUUUGUACAGAAUUGUACUAUUUUAAUACGUGCCUAUGUUGUACAGAAUUCUGGAUUAUGUUUCGAUAGGAAUCUGUUUUUUUGUAUCGAUUAAGAAAUGCCGCUGUAUCAUUUGCAUGAUAUUUGUGCAUUACUGUCUGUGAUGGGAUGCUGCAUAUUAACUUAUUGUAUCAUAAUAAAUACAGAGAGACCAUGCUGCACUAAUAUGUGAAGCUGGAAAGAGCAGCUUGCUUUGUUAAAACCUGAUACGAAUGCCUGAAGAGAGCUCCAUAUUGGAGGGGGGUACAAAUGAAGGGGAUCCCUCCCUUCAGUCAAAUGGAGCUUGAGCACUUGAGAGUGGAAAGGGGGGGGGAGUUGUAACCUUUUCUGAAAGGCAACUGACACCGCCAGUGCUGAUAAAAGCAGGUACGACAGUACCAUACAGAAGAGCAACAGACAUGUAUAUACAGUACAGGACAACACAAGUCAUGUGACCGCAAAUGUAGGUCCUUGUCUGCAGGUGUUCCUGUCUAAAGGGUUUUAACUGAGGAGCUCUGACUAAUACUGAAGCGGCUCUCACCCAGGCAGCAAUCAUCGCUUUGUAUGUGCCUUUAUAAAAGUGUCUUGAAGUUUACUUGUUGGGCAAAAAUUAAAAAUAAAAUAUCAGUUUGAACCACCAGCCUAAAUGUAACAUAUUAACAUCCAGUAACAUACUUAUUUUAUAUGAAGAAUUAUUUCUGGCUUGGUGAACAUGUAUACACACUGCUGUGCAAAAGUCUUAGACAUGUUGCAUUUUUCUGCUCUGAUGCAUUAUGAGUUGAACAGAACUCAGGACUUAAAGGAUGUGUUGCAGUAAGAAUACCUCUGUUAAGAAAGGGGAACAAGACUAAAAGGCUAAAAUAUGCACAAGAACACAGAAAUUGGACUAUGGAACAAUGGUCAAAGGUGUUUUGGACUGCUGAUGGAUGGACAACAACACCUGUGCCUUCUUCCAGUUCUGUUGUCAAUUCAACGCUUGUCUUCUUUCUAUUCCUUAACCGUUAGUGGUCCAUUUAUUCAGCGCGUCUCAGGCGCGUCAGGUCCAAUUUAUUUUCACACGCGCAGUUUAUUUUAGAUGCGCUGUUUAAAAAAGUAUUUUUUCACAGUAAAACAGGUUUAAAAGGCACUGCAUAUCAACAGGACACUCAGUACUGCAUCUCCAGCACCGCCCCACCCCUCGUUCGCUAUAUUUUUCAAAUAUCUCUUAAUAAUAGAACAUAUCGAUAAAUCAUCUCUUGAUCACUCAUUUUAUCACCAAACUCCUCAAUAAUGCGAUCCAAGUCAUUAUUUUAUUACUAUAACAUCUAAAAAAAGCUCUGCAAAUGUCUGUGAUGUUCUCUGAGCGCUGGAUGCGGAAGUAGCUAUCUUGUUUGUUUAUGUCCGUGUUAGCUAUGUGAUGCCGGGUCUAUCUGUAUUCAUGAGACACGCCCUUUUUUUUUUUUUUUUUUGGCUUCUCUCGGCUCCUUUCGGACUCACUCGGCUUUUUGAUCGCAAUGUCGGACCAGGUCAAAGGUUUAAGGAUAUUAUCUUCAAGUAUUGAUUAUCCUUCUUAGAGCUUUUUGGGUCUUCGAGUACUAGGUUUGUCAAUUACAGAUGAUGUUUCUCUGUACUUGUUGAUUAUGAUUCAGAUACCACACCUUGAAAAUCAAAUGAUGUGAGCUAUUUUCAAGCGGAGGCUUUGAGUAAAUUGUUGAUGCUCAUAAUGCAUCAGAGUAGAAAAAUGCAACAUGUCUAAGACUUUACACAGCAGUG
Molecule: messenger RNA, 3847 nt
Organism: Acipenser ruthenus (sterlet)
Lineage: Eukaryota; Metazoa; Chordata; Actinopteri; Acipenseriformes; Acipenseridae
Gene: col13a1
Product: collagen, type XIII, alpha 1
Exons: 40
Coding region: 89-1927 (612 amino acids)
Source: RefSeq, a predicted model, not a curated record